Cyprinus carpio (common carp) is the source of this 1496-nucleotide messenger RNA. RefSeq names its product RNA 3'-terminal phosphate cyclase-like. The record is from RefSeq and is a predicted model, not a curated record. Gene Ontology annotation, biological process: RNA processing. Lineage: Eukaryota; Metazoa; Chordata; Actinopteri; Cypriniformes; Cyprinidae. Gene Ontology annotation, cellular component: nucleus. Gene Ontology annotation, molecular function: RNA-3'-phosphate cyclase activity.
UUGAACGAUACGCCAACGAAUCCGACAUCGCCUACCUGCGCAUGCCCAGAGCCCGUCCACCAUAGCAGUGUGACUGGCAAGACUAGUUGCUAGAGUAGAGUGUGAAUGAUCGCAUUGCCAGGAAAUUCGCUGAGUUCUUAGCCUAUAUAAGAGCAGUUUCUCUAGUGCCGGAGCUUUUGUUGAGAAGUUCGCGUUUAUCGCGGCAUUGUUUGUGGCCAUACGCCGGUUUAUAUUAACUUUCGUACAGUGUGAAAGUCUCGCUCGGGCUCUUUAUUCCCACACUGCGAUACAUUGUAACAAUUUCUCGCUUUUCGCGAAAAUGGCCGCAACUACGUUCGAAAUGGACGGAAGUGUAAUGGAAGGGGGAGGACAGAUUUUAAGGCUGUCCGCGGCGCUGAGUUGCAUCCAAGGGGCGUCAAUCAAAAUAAAUAAAAUCCGAGCCGGUAGAAGCACACCGGGUUUGAGGCCUCAGCAUCUGUCAGGUCUCGAGCUGGUGAGGGACAUGUGCAACGGCAAUCUGGAAGGAGCCACAGUGGGAUCCUCUGAAAUUACGCUCACUCCUGGGAAAAUCAAGGGCGGGAAUCAUGUCGCAGAUACUCGGACGGCUGGAAGCGUGGGACUGCUGAUGCAGAUCUCACUGCCGUGCUCCCUGUUCGCUCAGGGUCCGUCAGAGCUGUGCUUGAAGGGAGGAACCAAUGCUGAGAUGGCACCUCAGAUCGACUACACUCUGAAGGUCUUCAAACCGAUAGUGGAGAGAUUCGGAGUUCAGUUUGACUGUGAUUUAAAAAUGAGGGGAUACUAUCCUAAGGGAGGUGGGGAGGUGGUGCUCAAGGUGAACCCUGUGAAGGAGCUGAGUCCCAUCAACAUGACUGAAAGAGGAAACAUCACCAAGAUCUACGGCAGGGCCUUCGUGGCUGGAGUGCUGCCCUUUAAGUUGGCGAAGGACAUGUCCACGGCAGCAGUCCGCACUAUCAGGAAAGAAAUUAAGGAUCUGUACAUCAACAUUCAGUCUCUGCAAGAGAAGGAAAAGGCCUGUGGCAACGGCAACGGGAUCAUAAUAAUUGCAGAAUCAUCCACUGGCUGCAUAUUUGCAGGGUCAUCUCUUGGCAAAAAAGGUGUAUAUGCUGACAAAGUUGGCAUCGAGGCUGCAGAAAUGUUGCUAAGAAACAUCAGGCAUAAUGGUUGUGUGGAUGAGUUCUUGCAAGACCAGCUUAUUAUUUUCAUGGCCUUGGCAAACGGCAUAUCCAGAAUGCGAACAGGCCCGAUCACUCUCCACACACAAACGGCAAUCCACGUGGCCGAGCAGCUCACGAACGCCAAAUUCGUUAUACGCAAAGCAGAGGAUGAGCAUGCCAACAACGAUACCUACAUUAUCGAGUGCCAAGGAGUGGGUGCCACCAAUCCUAGCUUGUGAACACAUGGAUCCGUCAUCCUCGGCUUGUCCCCAGCUGAGAUGAGGAGGACUUGUAGCAGAGACACCUACUACUGUAACUGAC